This is a messenger RNA of Triticum turgidum subsp. durum (durum wheat), 336 nucleotides long. The record is from the annotation of a GenBank genome assembly. Lineage: Eukaryota; Viridiplantae; Streptophyta; Magnoliopsida; Poales; Poaceae.
AUGAAUCUGAGAUCUGGACCUCAAGUUCACUGCUUUUCUUUUCAUCUGCAGUCGCGAGGAAGAGUAGGAAGAUCAGGCAGAGAGGGUUUCACACACCUCUUCUACACUGACAACUCUUUGCUUUCCAGGAUUGCCAUGGGAGCUUUGGAUGGUGGUCUUGAUCUUCCGCACAGUGACAAGAGAUUUGCUGGCUUCAAGAAGGAUAAGCAGCUGGGCGCUGAGAUUCACCUCAAAUACAUCUAUGAAGGUCAUGUUGCUGACUACAUGAAGUCAAUAGCUGAUGAGGAACCUAAGAAGUACCAAUCUCACUUCAGUGAGUACAUCAAGAAGAACUGA